This is a messenger RNA of Amoebophrya sp. A25, 7743 nucleotides long. The record is from the annotation of a GenBank genome assembly. Lineage: Eukaryota; Dinophyceae; Syndiniales; Amoebophryaceae.
UUCUGCACAUUUAUUUGAAGACGUUGUCAAGUCCUGGAGAUAGAAUGACAAUGACUUGGUUUCUCGACGAGCGAGAGACGGAGAGCAGAGGGAAAAAAACAAGCAAACUGACCGAGAGAAGAUAGCACACAGCAUAGAUAAAAAGCAAAAUUAUAAUCAGCAUAGACUUAGAGAAAGACGUAGCAGUAGCUAUCAUACUUCAAAGAUCUACACUCCACCGAGUCGAUCAUUUCUGGAAGUAUCCAAUCAUAUUCACCAUUCCACUCACUACCACUAGGGCGACAAAGGAUCGGGGAUUUAUUCUGGUCUUUGUAAAUCCUACAUGUAUAGUUUAGAUAGGAACAAAAGAUGUUAAUAGUUUGAAUUUGACAAGACGACAUCGUUGAACAAUGAAUGACAAGACGAACUAGGCAUGCAGUUGAUAUUCAUGGUAGUGGACAUCAUCGAUCUAGAAACGAUGACGAGGUGACUCACCUGCAAGAACCGAUCAUGCCAGCAUAUGAGGACGAUUGAGUCCUUCCAAUUAAACUAUUUUUUUUUGCAAGAUUUUGCUGAAAUAACAAUAUACACGUUCUUCUACUUCAUAAUACUAGUGCGAACGAUUACGAUUAUCAGAUUAUCAAAAGCGAGAACAACAUACACCAAGAGGUUGGAGAAGAACAAGUACUAGUAUCUCAUUCAUCUACUCGAGGAUAACGAAGAUCCUUGCAGGAUAGACGACAAGAAAGAGAAUAAUUUAAUACUUCUCGAAGAAUUACAAGCGGCUUGACAACACCGAGUGUUUUUAUGCACAUACCUACAAUUGCAGUCACAACGAACAGCACGGCAUCAAAGACAAAAAAAAGGAGCACGACCACGGCGAACUUAUUCCCAAGGAAGUCUUCUGCUGGCAACGUUUGUGAUGAAGGCGAGGAACAUCAAAGUGGAGUACACGAUCAUUUAGAUUUGCAGCUACACCUUGCGGACGGCGGAUCACAUCCUAAUCCUAAUCCUUAGAUUUUCUGUCUUGAAAAUCAAGAUCAUACCGUCUUGAAAAUCAAGAUCAUACCGUCUUGAAAAUCAAGAUCUUCAUACCGUCUUGAAAAUCAAGAUCAUACCAAAAGUACAACUUCAGGAAUUUCAACUAGUAUUUGGAACAACUACAGAAGUUCCUCUUCGUUCAUCUUCUUCUCUUUUGAACAACAUUGCAACUACCUCCACUACGAAGAUAUCAUGAAUUACAACACACAUACACAAUCCCACCACAUGUGGCGGUCGAAGUCACCUUCUAACGCUACAACGCGUACAAGAACGACUACCACUUCCUCAGGGUAUAACUCUCGACAACAGGAAGGAUCGCGUGAUGGGGGAAGGCGUCAAACUACAUCUUCAAGUAGAUAUGACGAUUACGACACUGUAGAUACAGAGGAUGAGGAUUGGCGAUGUUUUUCGAGGAACAUGUUCAAAAAAAGCAGAGAAGAAGAACAGCAACAGCAACAACUACAAGGUCGGCAGGGCGCAAGAACGUUUUCUAGUGUAAAUUGCAGCGCCGGGCAUGGUGGAAGCUUUUCCAACUUCUAUAACACAAAAAACAGACCGCCUUAUCAUAAUCAUGGUCCACCACCUCGUCAUCAAUCAGCCAGUAGGACCACUAGUGCAAUGUUGUCAACAAGAAUAACCGAAAGCAAGCCAGUUAUUCCCACACCUCCGCUACCAGUCCCUGUUGGCGAAAAUACUAGUCUCAACAUCUGCGCACGACAGGCAGACGAGGCAAGACAGCUACAGAAGUUGAAAGAGUCAGCUAGACCUGGCGAGCGUAUUCCUGGUGUGGUGAAAUUCUUCAUGGCUAGUGAACGCUACGGGUUUAUUACGAUUGAAAACGGAGCCGACAUUUUCGUGCAUGCAAAUCGGAUUACGGGUACCUGAAAUUGUGAUCUUCUGUGAAGAUUCAUCAUGUUGGUCUUCAUCGUGUUUGUCUCAUUCCUCUGAAUACACCAAUGUAACUUUGCUUUCUCGUCCGCGUACACCACCACCACCUUCAAAAAUCUAAACAAGAAAACUCAGAAAAAAUCUAAUUAAGAAAACCAGGUAAUCCACUUGCGCGUGGAGAUCCAGUUACGUUCACGCUUGCACCGGACAAGCGGAGCGGAAAAUUAGUUGCCUAUGACGUGCGCGGUGGAUCGGGUGGAGGGUCCGGGAUCUUUUACUCUUCUCCACCCAGCUCCUGUGGUGCAGUCGAGCGUGGUAAUGGAGAUGAUUCUUCCGGUGUGCGCAACGCGGUACUAUUUUGCUAUUUAAUUAUGAAUGUUCAUCAUUGUUGAUCGAGAUCGUUACCCUUUUGUUCUCUUUUCUAUCUUCCUCUGGUCUUUCUUUUUUCUAGUUAGGUCGGCUCCACGACCACACUCAUUAGGGUUUUAAUGUUUUGCGAUUUGCGAUUAGAUGCUGAUAACAGAGUAGUUUAUAGCACGCGUAGUGCAUGGAGUAGCAUGGAGUGCAUGGAGCGCAGAGCUUUAAGGGGCGCAAGAAGCUCCCCCUUUAGCUCCAUGCUACUCCAUGUGAUCCAUGCACUCCAUGCCAUGCGAGCCGUGAAACCUUAUAAAUUGCUCUGUGAUAAUUACAAUGCUAUCACAGUACCACAACACCUACUUACACCCACUUCAGAUUGUGCCACUGCCACCGCCGCCACCUCUGGUUGGACAAACACAAUUAAAAUACCAAGGGCAAACGAUUUCUUCAGGCCAUCAAUUACAGCAGAUUGAGGACCAGCUUCGGGAGUACAUCUCGAAUGUACAACAGCAACCUGUUGUAAACGAUGGUGGAGGACAACAACAAAACAAAAAUGGAUUUAGUUGUGGUGCUACAACGAGUAGGACACCUCCCACGACGAGGGAGCAAGAAGAGUUAGACCAAAUGGCUCGAAAAGUGCUUGACCAAUUCUUGCUCAAUCAAGGUAUCGAGGUGCUGGGAAGAAAUGGAGCAACCGCAACGAAUACUGGGGCGACGACAACAACGAACACGAACGAUAGACUCCUGGAGCAUGAUCAACGACUCCUGCGAGAGCCAAUUCAGACUACCCUGAAGACCGGCAAUGCAUCGAAUUUUCCAACUACAGCAAUUGCAAUGUCUUCUCAAGAAAAAUCCUCAUCUCAACAUACUUCUCACGUGCAGCAGUUGUUGAGUCCUCCGUUCCUAACUACCUCAUCCUCGACAGCUGGUCCCACUACAUCCAAUCGCAAUCCCCAUCCUUGUCCUCCAGCAAUGUGUAGCACGAGUCCAACUGUAAUGCAGAAUCAGAUUCAGAAUAGUCCAGGAGCAAUAGGAACAAGCUCCGCACCAGAACCAGCGUCUGCUUUUUUAGUGGGUGCUUCUUUGGGUUUGGCGUCACGAAACUACAGCGGACUCCAACUAGUAACAAACCCGUCCGAUAUGGCGCCGCCUCCACUUCCCAGUGGUCCCAUCAGUAUGCAGCCGCAAAUAAGAAAUCAUGGCAAUGUUGGAGGGUUUCUUCAAGAUGUUGGCAUCAACAACCGACCUGUCUCGAUAUCAUCGCAACCAGAGGACUUGAUGGAGAGGUUUUUGUCCGCGAAGUCGACUGCUUCUAGCAUGACCAGAAGUUGUAAUAGCAACAUGCAGAAUCAGAAUCAGCGGCCAGAGAGUAAACCACGUUUAGAAGAAGCUAUGAGGGUUCAUCUCAAUAUGGUUCAAGAUGAACAUCUAGGAGCUGCUAGUCAUGGACCAUCAUCAAGUGGACACAUUUAUUUAGGAGCUUCUUCCGGUUCGACAUCAACAUCUUCAUCUGAUAACCUACUCAACAUGAUAGGUGCUGCACGUGCUGCACAACAGGCGUUAGUACUACCGCAACAGCAGCUGCUACCACACGCACACCAGCUUCAACAGCAAGGCGACCCGCGCCAGGCCAUGCUGCCAGCUUUUUCCCAAAUGCUGGGUGGGUUGCCGCCGUCCACUUCUUUGAGUAAUUUCUUAACGCGGCUGGAGGAUGUUGGUGGACGACAGCACCAACAAGAGGUGGAGCAAGGACAAGGACAACAGGAGCAACGCCUACCGUCUCUGGUUGCCCUUCCUAGUUUCGCUAGUUGUGCCUCUUCGCCCUCGAUAGAUAGUAAUCCUUCAGGGUCGUCCUGUAUUGGAGGAGGUGGACUUAUGCAGCACAGAAGCAACCUACCUAGCAUGUCGAACGAGGAACCAGCAGUCUUACCGGGAAGUGGAGACUUGCAAAAGAAAGAUAAUAUUCCCAGCAUUUGUACCAUUUCGAACGAGAUAUCUGCUAUCACAACCUCCAAGCCCAGCGGCCUUCCUUCUCCUUUGUCGGCGAACACCACUUUCCCAACAUUGCCUCAGCCUGCUCCUGUUGUGGCGUCGAACUUGAACAGCAAUCUUUUCCCCAACUUCAAGGUGGAGAACAAUUAUGGCACCCGCCGAGACCAGAUAGAAGAAGUUCAGCAGCAGCUCAAUCUGAAUACGAAUCCUUCUGAACAAGCAGGUCCUGCAGGACCACUGCAGGCAUCGUCACCGCAGACGCUGCGCCCUGGACUUGCAGUUAGUUCCUCACUGACCUUCUGGACGCCAACACUUAUGGACAAAAAUAAGUCAAUAUCGGAUCUUGUACUUGUGCUUGUACUUAUGACAUAAUUUUACUCUCCAAAUCAGGUACUCCCACUAGUACUCAACACCAAUCCAUUACCAUAGCCCAAGACAGCCAGCAGAAGGCGAACGUGGAUCAAGAACGCACCACGCCAAACAUAAUAAUCUUACAUCUGGGGAAGGGGAACAUCUAUUAUAUACAACUAUGCCCGUCGUCGUCAAAGUCAAUAUCGGAUCUUGUGCUUGUUGUACUUAUGCUUUUACAUGACAGAACUUCAACGAACCUCCUGCUGCCCUAAAAUCCCAAGCCUAGCGCAAUAUUUCCGACCACCUUCAGCGGAACUCCCCGAUUUUCCACCCUUAGGGACGAGGGAGCAACUUCCGACAUUGCUUGACACUUUGCCAGAUACAGGAGCUUUUUCGCCACAAGCGUCGCUUGGAGAGCGGCAAGGAGCCGUUUUCAAGGACAGCGCCACGCUGCUGGCUGGAAAUACGACACUUCCUGUGGGGAAUAAUAAAACCAGUGGUCGUAAAUUAGUUUGAAUUAUUUGCUCAAUUUUUUAUGUGGGUAUAGGUGGAAAUGCUGGUGUCCUCUGAUGUUCCCUUGUUCGGUUUACAAAUCGUCCCACCAAUUUCCAUUUUAUCUUCUACCAAAAAGAACUUGAAGCUGCUUACCGUUGUAGCUGUUCUCAUCUCACUCUCUCCCAGGUACUGCGCCGCAAGUAUCUUCUACGAAUACCCUGUCGACAUACUGUGAGGGUCUCUGGCCGAAUGAAGUUGUACCUCUGCCACCUUUUUGAAGCAAAAUAUCAAGAAGAACAAGCUGCCAAGCACAUGAUUUGCCUUUCUAUUCCAAGAAUUAUAAUGUUAGGGUAAAGGUGCUUUUGUUACCGUUUGUUAUGGCUCUCCUAAGCUAGAAAGGCAUGAUAACAAACGGGAUAAACGAGCACCAAAAGCCUACCUCUAAAAGAAUGGUGUACUAAGUCCCACUAGUUUACUAUUGCGCUUUAUUGUUCACCCAUAACGACCACAUGAACUGUAGUACCGUACAGCUCUUAGAAGAGAUAACUUUAACGAAGAACAUGACACAUAUUAAUAGUGGUAUUAUAUAUGAUCUAUGAUAAGAGUGAUAUAACUACUCCGUGUCUUCGUUAUUAAAGAAGCGAGGUCUUGCCGCAUAAGAACAGAGCCGAGGAAUACCGGUUAAUACGGAGGCUAACGUGAACUCCUGUCGGCUAAAAAGAAGGCAUCUCGGUGAGUGUUCCACUGACAUAGCAUUCUCCGGAGCAGUUCUUGUGGCUAUAAGCAAUUUUUGUCAAGCGUCUGACUGACUUCUGCAACUACUUAGUAGAUCAUAGACUUGUCUGAUUACGCUACUUUAUUAUCCUAUGGUGCUCGUCCUCGUACUACGAACUUGGCUGUAAAGUAAAAGUUUAUUAGAACGUGUAAGUGUCGACCAUGCGCUUCCGUCCUUUUCGCUUUGGACCGGAGAGUCGUUUUUUAUGCGCCAUUAUAAGGGAAAUAAUGAGUAUGAUUCUGGUGGAGAGGUAUCAUUUAUUUUCAGGUAUUUACGCAAAUUCAUCCAGGGUACUCCCUCGGUGUAGUCUGGUAUUAAAUACUUGACCUAAUUUGGUACUUCUGUACAAAAGCAGGAUUGACAUAAAUAUCGAGUAGAUCGUACUGUUGAGGAAGUUUCGACAGAACGAAUGUCAUGAUAUUAAGGGUUUUUCAACAAGGUUUCCAGCAGAGGGAAAGUCGAUGACAAUGAAAGAAAGGCGAAUAAUGCGCCCAUCCUAGUAAGGGAAAAGAGGAGGGGGUUGAGGGAGAAGAACAAUGGUAUUAAACACGUCGUACCACAUUCGUGGAUACUGCAUAAAGCCGUCGAAGUCUGCCACAUUGGAUGGUAGAUCCUAACCUAACCUAACCUAUUCUCUAUUUUUCGGAGGUUGUCUAUGAUUCACGUGGUAGUUCUUUCCAUGCAUAUGAAAGCAUUUCGUCUUCAAAAAGCAAGAGUAUGUUCUGUUUUGCGGUCUUAAGUUUGUGGAGCAAAAGCAAGAGUAAGUCAGGGGUCAUGAUAAUUUUUUGGCGUGUGUUGAAAUUAUUAUGAUCAGUUUUUUCUCUUUAGGUUUAGGUGAAAAACGAAACUAUGUAUAAAUAAUUACCAGGUCAGUAGCCAAUUAUGAAGCUUGCUAGUUUUUCUGGCGGGCCCCCACCUAACCUAACCUACCGUGUGCUAUCGACGUUUAACAAAUUAUAUCAAAUUUGGUCAGCCGUGUAGCGAGAAGAUAUUACUCGGAAUUACGAUUAAGAUUAACAUCUUCAGCUUGGUAAUUUUUUUUGAAGUUUUUGAUUUUGCGUGCAUAUUGUUGCAGAGUUAGCUCUCGAAAAGUUUCUGUUCUUGAUUUGGUUAUUCAGUUCUACACUUUUUCCCUGGUGGAACACGCAAAGCAUGUAGUGCGAAUUAGGUCUCACAAGCACAGGAGCCGGCUAUCUACCCAUUUGUUAGAAAUAUCAUUUCGACGCUAUUGGAGAAUGCUCCGUCAUGAUGUCGCUUAAUAAACAUCUUAUUGUCGUUCUGCCUCUGUUGACUGAGGCCUGUCGUGAAUAAAAUGACUGGGUAGCAUGGGUUAUAGUUCGGAGAUCCAUAUUGAAAGGCAUACUUCUAAGUGAGCGGAACUUGAAUCUUGAACAUCGUGUACUCCUAUCCAUCUUCGCAGUCACGAUCAUAGGAGACGGACCACGACGGAUAGAUAUAAGACCAAAUGCCAAGCAAAUAUUCCAUCAUGCAGAAACAAGAUUCAACAUCACUGGUGCUCAUGGAUAUUGUGUGGCCUUUGUACAUGUGUCAGUCAACCUCCAGAGUGGUGCACAGCUUCAACAGAGACUGUUGCCUUCAGGCAGCUACUUGAUAAACCUUCUAUUCGAUGUUUUUGAAUUUCGCUUUUUAGGCAGGGUCUUUGCCGAAUAGAUUCACAUCAUCAUCAAAUUUCAUCGUUAAAAGAGAAUCACAAUUCAUUCAUUACAGAUUCGGCUGCAUGAAGUAUCAUGCUGCUCGGACUAGGACUCAACAUUGCCGCCGUCUUCUUCUAUCUCUCACGGUUCAUGGAGUUUUGAAGAUCUGUUCUGCCUGAGUCCUCUAAUAAAAAGGAUCAAACUUCUCAU